Molecule: messenger RNA, 330 nt
Organism: Salvia hispanica
Lineage: Eukaryota; Viridiplantae; Streptophyta; Magnoliopsida; Lamiales; Lamiaceae
Source: RefSeq, a predicted model, not a curated record
AUGGCGUCUUCCUCUAUCUCCUCAUCCUCACUCUCCACUCUCCGAAAAUCCAUCGCCAUUGCUAAUUGCACCCCCAAUUCCAACUUUCCUUCAAUCUCAUUCCCAAAUUUUCAGCAAAAAAUCCUACCACAAACCCUAACCAUUCAUCACAAACACCUGACGCACUCCUCCACCACCUCCACCGCCGUCCCCGCCGUAUCUCCACCGCGAUCCCUCAAAUCCCGCCUCAAGAACGGCGAGACUCUAUACGGCAUCUUCCUCCUCACCUUCUCUCCUACGCUCGCCGAAAUCGCAGGUCUCGCCGGCAACGACAUCGCCGUGGUGGACUAG